This is a messenger RNA of Gryllus bimaculatus (two-spotted cricket), 4774 nucleotides long. NCBI's taxonomy places the organism in Eukaryota, Metazoa, Arthropoda, Insecta, Orthoptera, Gryllidae. The record is from the annotation of a GenBank genome assembly.
AUGGGGAAAGAUUCGUCGAAGUCUUUUUUUAAGAGUGUUGUGAUAUUUGUAGUGUGUCUGUUGAUAUUUUUGAAUUUUCCAUAUGUUUGUGAGACACAUGCCCAUUCACAUGAACAUGAUCAUGAUCAUGUUCAUCAUCAUCAUGACGACCAUGCCCACCAUGAUCAUCAUCAUAGACAAGGAGAGACUCCAUCAUUUAAAUAUUCUAGAGAAGCCAAUGUAAAAUAUGAGGAAGAUGUUAAAUUUGCAGAUAAUAGCCACGUAUCAAAAGAUAGAUUUACACUCUGGGCCCAAGCAAUAGGUGGUGAUAUAAAAGUAGCAGGUUAUCUUAAUUUAGCUGCUGAUUUUACUCACAAUUUCACUGAUGGAUUAGCAAUUGGUGCUUCAUACCUGGCUGGAAAAAAUGUUGGAAUUGUAACCACUAUCACAAUUCUUUUGCAUGAAGUUCCUCAUGAAAUUGGAGACUUUGCUAUUCUAAUACAGUCAGGAUGCAGUAAGAAGAAAGCUAUGUACCUGCAAUUAACUACAGCUGUAGGUGCUCUUACUGGGACCUUGGUGUCGUUGCUAGCUGAAGGAAUUGAUAGCACUGCCACUUCAUGGAUUCUUCCUUUUACAGCUGGUGGGUUCAUUUAUAUUGCUACUGUGUCAGUAAUUCCAGAACUUCUCUCAGACACAAAAUUCUGGCAAUCCGUUAAAGAGAUAAUUGCAUUAUUAGUAGGAGUGUAUAUGAUGAUUCUCAUAGCAUAUUUUGAGUAAGUAGUGUACUAUUGUGUGAUGUAAUAAAAUAAUAAUUUUUUAAUGAUUUUGCUGUGUAAUUCAACCAGUAAAAUUAUAUACUUUGAGAUACAUACAGUCGAGUCAUUUUGAUAAGAGAAUGUGAAGGCUGUGAAAUCUAAAUAUUUCUUGUCAUUCGGCUUGGUUGCCACAGACAUCAAAGAGAAUAGAGGGCUAGCUGUGCUCUUUGGAACUGGAGUAAUUGAGUAUUUAAUUUCUUGUCAUAGGACAGAAUAAACCUCUUGUUGUGUGAAAGCUGAAGUUCACAUACUUAUAACAUCACAGGAAAUUUUGUUAGGAUGAACAUUUGAUCAUAAAAUCUAUUUCAAGCUGAAGAAUUGAAUGAUUUCCUAGUAUUAAGAAUUGCUAUUUGCACAAGAACUUGCCCAAUAAAUUCUUUAACUGGAUUCAUAUUGUUCAUUUGUCAGGGUGCAAAUUGGCAGAGGGGAUGGUGGGUUUUAGUAAUCUCUGUGUGUUCAUGUCUCCUACUACAUCAAUAUUAAUUUGUUCAGGGACUGUACAUAAUUAGAUUUAUAAUUUCCAUUACCUAAAUCAUCAAAUUAGGGAAAUUAGAAAAACAAUAUAUCAAGGACAUUCCACGUGCUCCCUAGAAUUCUGGCACCCACCAUAUCUUCAAUUCGCACCUGUCAUUUCUGAACAUUUUUUUUGUUUUAAUGAUAGUAUAGGUUGGCAGUUGGAUAAUUAAAUGCAAUCUUUGUAUGUUUUUAUCUUAAAUAGUGUAUUUUGUUGAAUUUUUCCCAUUGAAACUCCUCGAAUGUUAAAGUAAAUUAAAUAAUGGAAAAUGAUCUUGUGAAGCAAAUGUAUUAAAUUGGACUUGUUCUUUCAAUUAUUUAGUUGUAUCAACCAUUCCUUACCAUAGAAUACUAACAAAUUUAUAAUGUCAAUGGCAACUCUGUUUUAUUGUUAUGAACCAAAUGAGUUCAUAUUUCAUUCACCAUGAACAAAAUGAGUUCAACUUGUAGAGACACAGAGAUUAUUUUCUAAUUCUCAAUGUUUACUAGAUUGUGUUGGAUUGUAGGACCACCCUACAUACAAAGUAAUAAUACAUAGCAGAAUCUUUCUGACCAGAGAUGUUUUCACAUCAUCUAAUGCCUAGGUCCACUAAUGGUUGUAUGUCCACAAACCUUUCCUUGAUGGAUGUGAUGUGUGUGGUUCAAAGUUUCACUUCUUGAGAGGACAUGAAAAUGCCUUUUUAUGACUAAUGUGAAAUAUUUUUGAGUGCUGAAAUUGAAAGAUGUUUUAUAAAAAUGUAUUCCUAUUUGGUAAUAGUGACCAGACAUUUUAAUAAUUUAGUUUUUGCACUUGGUAUUACUAAUACAUUACCAUCACUACUUCCUUUUUUUUCUCCAUUUAGCUUGGAAUCAUUUUCACAAGAUGGUAAAUUUUGUAAAUGAAAAAAUACAUAAUCAGUUUGUAGCUAAAUAUUGUAAUGUAUUAUCGGGGUUUAUUAAAUACACCAUCUUAAACUGCACUUAUAUUAAUUUUGUCUCAAUAUUUUUUUAUGUUGAGUGUCAAUUUCUCCAGAGGUGAUCCUGUCAAUUUAUUUAUUUGCUUUUGUUUCAUGUAAUUAUUUGCAUUACUGGUUUUAAUAUAAUCUUGUACACAUUCAGAGAAAUUAAUUUAUUUGAAAGGAUCUAUAUUGUAUUGGCUAAAUAAGACUAAUUACUAAUGAUAUGGCAUUAUUUUUACAUUUGAUGUUGAGAAUAUUAUAAAAUGUUUCUCCAAGUACUGUAUUUAGAUGUUUUGUUGUUGUUUUUUAAGUAGUUUUGGAUGUUGGCAACUGCUAUUUAGAACUUCUGACUGAUGUGAUGGCAGAAAGUACCCAUAAGAAAGGAAUAAAAACUAGACAAAGAACAUUUGAAAAAUGCAUUAAACUGUAUUACUAAAGUUUCACCCAUCCUUCAUUAAUUACUACAUUUUUAAAAAGUAGUGGCAGAUGUCCAAUAUUACUGCAACAGAUCUUAUUUGGAUAAGUGGGAGAAAUAAUUUUAGAUACAUUUUGGUGUGAUAAUAUAUAAGAAACAUUUAUUCUUAUAAGAAUCUCAUAUACUAUUAUUAUAGUGUAUAUUUUAGUGUUGCAUUCUGUUUUAGAAGAUUAGAUGCUACAACAGCUAAACUUCUAAAUGCUAAAUCCGUGGUUGUAUUUCUGUUGUAUACCUUAACAUUUCUUUCUAGAUAGUAUUUAAAACUCGUAAGUAUAUACAGAGAGAGAAAAUUCUCUUAAUGUUUUCAUUGUCAAGUAGUUCCUGAGAGAUUUAAAUGUUAAUUUAAUAGACUUAUCUUCUAAAGUUGAGAUAGUUUCCAAAAAAUACCAUAAUUCUGGAAAAUGUUAGAAUAAUUUUUUACCCCCUCUGCUAAAAGUUUUGCCCUCCUGCAUUGUAGCGUAUCAGACAGUAGAAAAUGUUUUUAGAAUGAGAGACUACAAUUGCAAUUAAACCUGGACUUGUAUUUGAUAAAUAAUUUUCAUUAUUAAUAUUGGAAGUUGUCAAAAAGAAAGACUCUGAUUUUGCUUUUCCUUGAAAGAAGUUAAAUAUAAUUUGUGAUGCAGGUGAAAAUAAAUUAUUUUUAAAAAUGUUUUCACAAUUUAGAAAGUUAUUGUAAUAUGAAGACCUUUUUGUUCUUGCUCAAGAGUGUGCAUCAUGAGAGUUUGGAAAUAGGAUUUUUACACAAGUGAAAGUAACAAUGUGUUUCAGAACACGAGACUACAAAUCUGAAAAGAAAGAUGUUCCUAAAUGGGUAUUCAAAGUAUAUUGAUGUAUGUGUCAAGGCUAAAAUAUGGUUAAUGUUAGGAGUACUGGGUAAAAAAACACAUUAAGGUUAUACGGAAAAAGUGGAAUGAGUGACGAUCAUUUCAGGCUUCAUACGGCUAAUAUUGCCAUUAGCCUCUGGGUGUCAGCUCAAGUAAAGUGAUUGUCCAAGUUUAAGACAUCUUGGGUUUGCAAGAAGUAUUUUGAAAUAAAAAUGCAUUAGGAAUUGUGUUGCACAGCCUCAAGGUUGUUUAAUUUAAAUCCCAAAGGCCAGAGCUUUCUCAUGAAGCCGGAAAUGCACAGAGAAUAAUUAACAAGGUAUAUAGUGAGGUAAGGUGGUAUCAUGUAUAUUGAAUUCCGACUGAUACAGUCAAAACCAUACACUCUGGCCCUCAUUAGCCUUAGAAACUGCACAAGCAGUCUGAUCCCUUGCUAUCUGCUACAAUCCAAACUACCCUGUUGGCUAAUGGCAACUACAUCUGGCUAAAGUCCAACUUCAGGCUUUGCCCUUUCAUUUUGGAUAAUGUGGUUCUAAGUCAUCUAAAUUAGGGAUUAGCCAGAUUUGUACUUUAUCCAUAACAUGCAUGUAAAUGAGAAUAUAUUCAGGACUAAGAUGGAAAGUAAGUGGCAUGGGAAGUUUGUGUGUAAUCAUUGCUAAUUGUUUUAAAUCAUCUCUGGCAGUUUUACAUCUAAAGUAAAACCUGCAGCAUCUUGUAUUUUGCAAACUUCAACAUUCCUUGUAAAUAAAUUAUAUUCUUAUGAAUUUCAGUACCAAUCUCUUUGGUGUAAAGACUGUCGUUUUGAGUAUAGAAAUAGUUAAUUCAAUGUGUGUUUUAAUGUAUAGAUAAGAACAUGGCUUCCGUAGAGAUGUUCAGGUAAAUGGAAAUUUAUUUUUAAAUCACUGUAUGCUGACAUAUAAUAAAUGAGACUGUAAAUUCAGAAAAUGUGUUAUCCUGAUUUUCAUUAAUGAAUAGAUGAAAGGAAAUUGUAAUGUGAACCUCGUGUCUUGCUGUGAUAGAUAUAAAUCUGACUUUGAUAGUGAUGGCAGAGGAGUCUUGUUACUCUGGCAGAUCCAGGGGGGGGUCGUGGUCUUUCCUCCAAAAUGACUAGAGUUUACCUUUCUUUAUUUUGCAUAAUUCCUUUAAAUAGUGUUUAUUUAGGUUUGAAUUAUAUAAAAACUAUAUUAUUGUGUAAUAUAUCUCAAGUACAUAAAUAAUAUACAGUAUACUUAC